This is a messenger RNA of Clunio marinus, 6685 nucleotides long. The record is from the annotation of a GenBank genome assembly. Lineage: Eukaryota; Metazoa; Arthropoda; Insecta; Diptera; Chironomidae.
CUUGGAAGGCAUAAAAACAGCAAUUUACUAAAAUUAGGAAAUUCUCACUUCAAUCGAAGGUUUCACGUGUUUUAGUCAUCGCUAUAAUCAUAAGAAAGAAAUAAAUAAAUCAUUCCAAUUGAUAUUAUCCCCGAAAAAGUGAAUAUUUCAAGUGAAAAAUUGAAGUUGAAAAUUUGGAAAAAUUAAAAGAAAUUGAAUUUGAGUUACAACAAUGAAUCAAUUUGAUGGAAACGCUUUUAUAAUUAUUAAUUUAAAACGGUCAAAGAUUUUAAUCAAUCAUUUAAAGCUAGAACAAUUAUUUUAAUUUAAAAGAAAGGUUAAAACCGAGUGACAAAAAGAAGCAUUAAAGGAAAAGUUAAAAAGCAUAGCCACAUUUUUAAACUUUUCUUCUUUUUGGUGUAUUGCUUUAGUGAAAAGUCAGUGAGUGUGACUAAAUUAGUCAUUGUUAUUCCGGAAAUUACCUGCUCGUUUUUAUUAACUUAGUUUUUUUUUUUGUAUACUCGUAAUGUUUUGUGGAAAGUGUGAAUCAACUGAUAAAGAUUUGAAGUUUCCCACGAAUUUAUCAUCAUCUCAUCACAGUUUUCUCUCGCACAAUAGUAGCAACCAAAACUGCAGUAAGGUUAUCAUGUCGAGCUUCUUGUUGGCUGGUUGGAAGACUCGCAUUGAUCCAGGAGACUGACAUUCCUGAAACGACUUUAAAAGCAUCAGUUGCCGUAGCAUAUGACUAGUUUAUGAGAAACAUAAGUUUCUGUUGCUUCAAGAUCUCUUGCUGGAUUAUCGUUAUAAAAUGGGCAGAUAGCACUCUUAAAGCGUUCACAUAAAAGACUCUAUCUACGUUAGACAUACAGUGUGCUUCUUAUUCAAUUUCAUCAACUAUUAGUGGCCAAAAAAAGAAAUAAAAAAUCUUUACCUUGCGUUACUUAAAUUUCAGUUCUCUCAUUUACUGAUUAAAACAAACAAUUAAGACUCAUAAUCCUAAUCAGUACAUUAUCGAGUUACUUAAUAAUAUUUUUUUAUUGUUGUUAUGCUAAUUGUAGUGUGUGAAUCAUUCUAGAGAGAAAAAAGACUCUUUGAAGUGUUUGUGACAUUAUUUAGUCUUCUUUACUUACGACACGACAUAAAUAAUUAAAUAUUCAAAUAUUUCGAAAGAAUCUAUUGAGAGUGUUUGUGCUGAGUAUACAAGAGACAAGAGAAGAAACAAAAUAAGUUAUUGAGAUUCUGUUCUCGUUAAAAGUUUAUUAUCAGUCAGAAUAAUUAAACGAGAAGUGACAAGCUUCUCGUACACUUUUUUAGUGUUGAACAAAAUUUAUAAAAAAAGAGAGACAAAUUAAUUAAGGAAUUGUGUUGAAAGAGAAAAAACGAAUUAAAUUAGUGCACAUUGUUGCACAAAAACAAUUACGAAAUAGCUUUGUGAAGCAAGAAAUAGUUGAGUUAGUCAAGAAAGAAUGAAUAACUCAUCUUCUUGGAACUGCUUUUCGUGGAAUCGCGAACGAAGGUGCAAGAUGGAAGCUGGUCGUAUGUCGCCUAGAAAACAUCAACAGCGUGAAAAUGCUGAGAUUCCUGAUGAGCAGUUUGCCAAUUUGCUUGGAGAUGCCAACAUUCGUGGGAAUCUUCAUGAAGGCAUCCUUAACAAGGAUCAAGAAGAUGAGAUGUUCGUUUAUGGAUAUAAAAAGUCGAAAUUUCGUACAUUUUUAUGUUAUGUGUGCGUCGUUAUGACGUUAGGAAUAUUGCGUCUUGUGAUGCAUUGGUGGAGUCAUUGGCUGUUGCUUGCAACUCACAAGCCAUGUUCACUCGAAGAAGCUGAAAAAGUUUUAGUGAAGGAGAAGUUUCAAGGAAAACAUACGAUUUAUUAUGUGAAGAUUGUCACAACAUUGACGAGUGAUACCACUGGUGAAUCUGUAAAAAAAGCGGAACUCGAUGAGUGCUUUAGUGAACGUUUUAUAGAUCACUCAAAUGACAUGGAAAAUGAAUUUUAUCGUCAACUCGAAAUUCAUUUGUCAGAUGGAAAAUUUCGACGAGUUGAUUCGGUUCGAUUUUUCAUUUGUAAAAAGCUUCGUUACAUCUGGGAUGUAGAAACAUUAAGUUUUGCAAAGCUGAAAGGAUUGGAUGAGAAUGUUCCGAGCUUGACAAUUCAUAAACAGAAAGCGAUAUCAAGUUUUACGAGAGACAUCAGACGUUUAGUUUAUGGCGAUAAUAAAAUCGAUGUGCCAAUUAAAAGUUGGAUGACGUUAUUGUUUCUCGAAGCUUUGAAUCCUUUUUAUGUAUUCCAAGUGUUUUCUGUUAUUCUCUGGUUUACUUACAAUUAUUAUUACUACGCUUGUGUCAUCAUUCUCAUGACAGCUUUCGGGAUUUUCUUCUCCAUUCGACAAACAUUGAAGAAUCAAAAAGCACUUCAUGCGACAGUAUUCAAUGCAGAUACAGCAAAAGUGAUUCAAGAAGACAAGACAAGCUUCACGAUUGACACAAAAUAUUUGGUACCCGGCGAUAUUCUAGAGAUUCCAUCAUCAGGAUGUACAAUGCAAUGUGAUGCUGUUCUAUUGUCAGGAAAUUGCAUUCUCGAUGAAUCAAUGUUGACUGGUGAAAGUGUCCCAGUCACUAAAACUCCUUUACCAUGCAAGAAAGAUCUCAUUUAUGAUAUGAAAGAACAUGCACGUCACACACUUUUUUGUGGAACUAAAGUUAUUCAAACCAGAUACAUUGGAUCGGAACAAGUAUUGGCUGUUGUCAUAAAUACUGGAAAUAUAACUGCAAAAGGUGAACUGAUUCGUUCAAUUUUGUAUCCACCACCUGUUGAUUACAAAUUUGAGCAAGAUUCGUAUAAGUUUGUAGCGCUUCUUGCCUCCGUUGCAUUUUGUGGAUUCCUCUUUACUGUCGUGACAAAAAUAAUGCGAAACGUCAAUGCUGUGAAAAUUAUCAUUGAAAGCUUAGAUUUAAUCACAAUUGCAGUUCCACCAGCACUUCCUGCUGCAAUGUCUGUUGGCCGAAUGUACGCUCAAGCACGUCUUCAAAAGAAAAAUAUUUUCUGCAUUGCACCAAGAUCUAUUAAUGUUUCUGGUUCAAUUGAUUGUGUUUGUUUCGAUAAAACUGGAACAUUAACUGAGGAUGGCUUGGACAUGUAUGGAGUUGUUCCAAAAACAGCAACAAAUUCACUUCAAAUUCCAUUGAAACAAAUUGAUCGAUUGCAAUUUGAUCAUUUGUUGUAUGGAAUGGUGACAUGUCACUCUAUCACGUUAAUGAAUGGAGAAAUGAAAGGUGAUCCGUUAGACUUGAAAAUGUUUGAGUCAACAGGAUGGAAGUUGGAAGAAGCAAAUGUAUCUGACGAUACGAAAUAUGAUUUGCUGUUUCCAACUGUUGUUAAGCCACCAUCAGGAAAGGGAUCGCAACUUGAUUUGAUGAUUCGUAACUCGUCGGAACAACAACUUGAUGCUCUUGUAAUCUCAUCACAUGAUAUUGGAAUUGUUCGAGAGUUCUCCUUCACCAGCAGCUUGCAACGAAUGGCAGUAAUUACAAGGAAAAUCUCUGAUAAACAUUUCAACGUUUACUGUAAAGGUUCACCGGAAAUGAUUGCAACUUUAUGUCGUGCAGAAACAAUCCCAACAGAUUUCAAUGAGAAACUUAAUUAUUAUGCACAACAAGGAUAUCGAAUCAUUGCACUUGCCUACAAAUCACUUGAUCGCAAAUUGACAUAUCCAAAAAUUCAGCGAAUAUCACGUGACAAAGUCGAAUCUGAUCUUGAAUUUCUUGGCUUUGUGAUAUUAGAAAAUCGUCUCAAACCUGACUCAGAAAAAGUGAUAAAAAUUUUAAACGAUGCAAAUAUUCGAACGAUUAUGGUGACUGGCGAUAAUAUUUUGACAGCUGUUAGUGUUGCAAAAGAUUGUGACAUGAUAGCUGAAGAUCAAAGCAUUAUCAUUGUCAACUCCAGAUGGAAAACUGAUGAUGAGCCGGAAUUAUUUUACACACUUGAAGGACAUUCAACGUCAGCGACAGCAACGAAUAACAAUUUAAUUGUCCAAACUACACCAGCAUCAUUAAAUUUCAUUGCUGACAAUGCUGGUGAUGGCAAAUAUAAACUCAUGGUAAACAGCAACAGUGUGAGUAGUCUUGAAACUGUUGAAACCAACACUCAAUCUUCAGCACAUGCAGUACAACGUGAUGUUGAAAAAGGUGAAGAAAAUCUCUUGAAGAAAAGAAAAUUCUUUGAUAUCGAUGAUGAGAUGAAUCCAUAUCGACUUGCGCCAGAACUUCCAUGUAAUCGUUAUCGUUUUGCAAUGGAUGGAAAGACUUGGUUAAUUGUUCGCGAAUAUUUUCCUGAUCUUCUACCAAAGUUUGUAACACGAGGAUCGAUUUUUGCUCGAAUGUCACCUGACCAAAAACAACAAUUAAUCACUGAACUUCAAGAUCUUGGAUAUUAUGUAGCGAUGUGUGGUGAUGGUGCCAAUGAUUGUGGUGCACUUAAAGUCGCUCAUACAGGAAUAUCAUUGUCUGAUGCUGAAAGUUCUGUUGCGUCGCCAUUUACAUCACGUGAUCGUACAAUUGAUUGUGUCCCAUCGAUCAUUCAAGAAGGUCGUGCAGCUCUUGUAACGUCAUUUGGCAUAUUUAAGUACAUGGCCGCAUAUUCACUUGUACAAUUUAGUUCGGUCAUCAUUCUUUACACAAUUGAUUCAAAUCUCACCGACAUGCAAUAUCUUUUCAUUGAUUUGUUUAUGAUCUCAGUAUUUGCUUUUUUCUUUGGUAAAACUGAGUCGUAUGAUGGUCCAUUGGUGAAGCAAACGCCAUUAAACUCAUUAAUUGCAUUAAGUCCUAUUGUAUCGUUAGCAUUACAUCUCAUCACAUCAAUUACAAUCCUUAUCAUUGGAUGGUUUCAUGUUCAACAAUAUGAAUGGUUUGAAGCAUUUGAAUAUGAAGAAUCGGAGCACAUAAAUGAUGAAACAUUGGGAUGUCAUCAAAACUACACGAUCUUCAUCAUUUCAUGCUUUCAAUAUAUGACAUUAGCGAUUGUAUUUAGCAAAGGUGCGCCAUAUCGUAAGUCAAUCUUCUCAAAUCUUGGACUUAUGCUAAGCAUUUGCAUCAAUCUGGCUGUGACUUUAUAUUUGGCACUUUAUCCUUCUCAAAUGAUUGCUGAUUUUAUGGAACUUGUAAUACCGCCACUCGAUCAAAGAUUGUCAUUUGGUUUGGUUUUAAUCUGUUAUGGUCUCGUUAACUUCAUGUUAGCUCUUUUCAUCGAACAAGCCAUUGUUGAAUAUUUCAUCUUCAAAAAGCUUCGUUAUCGUUUCCAUGAUAUUGAAAAGUCGCAUAAAAAGUUCUUAUCGAUUGAGAAUUAUCUUCGUUUGAAUGCAAAGUGGCCACCAUUGAGUUUGUAUAAUAAUCAAGAGAAUAAUUCACCUUCGGAUGAUGACAGUAAGGGAAAUGUAAACAGUGGGGGAAGUAAAAAUCAGACGAACAGUAAAGACGAUGAUGAUGAUGAUACAUCGCCGAUGUCUUAUGCUGAAAUAUCGAUUGAACCUGUUGAAGAUGAUGGAGCUGUAGUUUUUGAUAGAAACAGUUCGAUUCUGAACAGCUUCUUUGAAAGAGAACGACAGAGGCUGGCGUCAAUCAAUCAAGGAACUCAUAGCGAGACGGCAGCGAUGAUGACGACAGCAUCUGAGGAAAAUGACGGCGUGUUUAAUAUCGAUCACAGAUCCAGCAGUACCAAUGAUGAAUGGCUACGGAGAGGAACGCAAAAUUAAUGUGAUGUUUCUAAAUAACAAAGACGAUGAAGUGUUGAGUAAAAAUUCUGUUGAAAUGAAAAGUCUACCGAAGAUAUGAGAAUUACUGAAACUUUUUCGUUCUCUUACUUUUGCUUUAAGUUAGCAGUUGGGUAAGAAAAUAAAUUUUUAUUUCUUAUUUUAAAAGAUUUUAAUUCAAACGUUGAAAGCUUCGAGACAAUUCAAUUUCUUGAAAAUCCGUUAAUUAUCGAACAAACUUUAAGAAAAUUUAACGGUUUUUUAAUUAAAUUUGAACUGUUUCAGUUGUUUUUAUUUCGUCACACUCGAUGAUAAACCAAACUUUAUCUCGAGUCACGCAUCUUAUUUCUUCAUUUCACUUUAUAAUGUAAAGCUGUCAAUAUUUAAUUUAAAUGUUUUUUAUAUAAAAAAAGAAUAGAAAUCAAAUGUUAAUCGUUUAAACAAAAGAAAAAUGAAUAUCAAAGGAAAAGUUUAUUUAGUUUGACGAACGAGAGAAAACUUCACUGGAAUGAUUUAUAAAUCUAGUCGAUGCUUUAUUUUUAAGUUCAUCGAAUAUUUUAAUCUUAUAAUCGUUGUGAUCGAGAGAAUAUUGAGGAAAGUGUGCCAGAUUGGCUCCUUUUCAGCCAUAAAUAGGACGAAUUGCAAAAAAUGAUUUUGUUUAUCACUCGUUCGUUUAACUAAAUUUUAUUUCCAUUUCUCUAGAAAUUUAUUGUUAGCUGUUAAGAAAAAUCAUGUGAACCAUUUCAUGUAAUAAAGAAUUUCUUAAGUCAUAGGAAAUACGUCUUCAUAACAACAUUUAUUAGAAAAUAUAAAGAAGAAACAGUAAAAAGAAAAUCCUUGUACUUAUCUAAUAACACUUAAAAGUUACGCAAAGAAAGUGAUUUUCAUUAAUAAGAACUUUAGAUGUAAAGAAACCAAUAUUAUUACUAAACUUAAUAAAAUAUAUGAAUGAUAAUAAUGAA